CUCUUAAAAUUUCUUAAUCGAGAGACUAGGUAGCCUUUGUUAAAUAAAAUGUCGAAUAUGGGGUUUGUAUACUUACCCUAUAAUCUUCUUCCUCUCUGUCGUGUUAGGGUUUGAAGCGUUGCAGAAAGCUUCGCUUGCAGGAGUUAUGAACAGCACCCCAAGCUAAUGCAGUUUCACGAUUCUCGCUCUAUUCUUUCGAUCAAUAUUUAACUUCGCUUUACCCAAUUAGUAACAUCAAGCGUCUAAAUUUCUCCACAGUUUCAUUUCGCAAUGGCUGCGAGGCUCGCAAUUCUGAGGGGCAACAGAGGAAGAUUGGGCAGUGUUUUAGGGUUCAAUAGGUGGAUUCAUUCUGUGCCCCAAUCUCCUCCUUUAGCUGGGAGCAUUGAUCUCGGCGUUCCGUCAUCGCAAUUCGUUUUGCCUGAGUUUAAUUCCUCAAGUUUCUCUUUGGGUGGCUCUAUGGAACUCAUGGCUGUUCCAAAAAGAAAGGUUUCUCCCCAUAAAAGAGGCAUAAGGAAUGGACCAAAAGCUUUGAAACCUGUUCCUGUGAUUGUUCUAUGCAAGAGCUGUGGUCGUGUCAGGCUUCCACACUUCUUCUGUUGCGGUGGGAAACCUGAUAAGGGUAAUACUGGUGAACAGAAUGGUAGUACAAGCUAAGCAAGCUGUUUGGGAUGAGGCACCGGCCGUCGGUUCAUGGGAAUAGCUACCCACAUGUCUUUCCGUUUGGUAGUAAUCCUUUAUUUCCUUGUUUCUUAAGCAAUGCCAUCGUUGGAUCCGAAGUUUAUUGCUUUACCAGAUAAAUGGAAUGGUUGGUUGGAAAAUUUACGAAUUUUGGUGGUAUUUUAAUUUCAUUUAAGAGUAACAGUUCAUGUAUAAAACCAUUGUCCUCUAGAAGCUAAAUAGAGGUUACGCGUAUCUAAACUAGCUAAAUAGCGGUGUAACUCAGAUUUACAGUACCAUUUCGUACUCAAUAAUCGUAAAGGUAAAAAGGGCGUAAAUGUAAAUUCACCGGACCUGCGGGCAAGCUUGCAAAUUUUAGGCCGAAGGGCCUGUUAGAAAUCUGCUGUUGGUGAACAACUUGUGAUUGAAUCAAGCUUCGAAUACUGAAGGCCUAGUCUUAUUCUUAUCAUUAAUUUUAUAUGUAAGUAUAAAACUUCGAGAAACAGAUGGAUAACUGACAAAAUAUAGCAAGUUUAUUUUUCUGCAUUCAUGGAUCGUUUGAUGGAAAUAUAUUUGAUACAUUAAACGUUUUUCUUUCCU
Molecule: messenger RNA, 1257 nt
Organism: Abrus precatorius (Indian licorice)
Lineage: Eukaryota; Viridiplantae; Streptophyta; Magnoliopsida; Fabales; Fabaceae
Exons: 4
Coding region: 271-654 (127 amino acids)
Biological process (GO): translation
Cellular component (GO): mitochondrial large ribosomal subunit
Molecular function (GO): structural constituent of ribosome
Source: RefSeq, a predicted model, not a curated record